Messenger RNA from Gastrolobium bilobum, 2474 nucleotides. RefSeq names its product DEAD-box ATP-dependent RNA helicase 17. The record is from RefSeq and is a predicted model, not a curated record. Gene Ontology annotation, biological process: ribosome biogenesis. Lineage: Eukaryota; Viridiplantae; Streptophyta; Magnoliopsida; Fabales; Fabaceae. Gene Ontology annotation, cellular component: nucleus. The coding region runs from base 188 to 2008 and encodes 606 amino acids. Gene Ontology annotation, molecular function: nucleic acid binding; RNA helicase activity; ATP binding. The transcript has 10 exons.
GUUCACAGCCCCUACCGUUCAACGAAACGAAAACCAUUUUAUUUGAAACUAUAAUGGGCCGGGCUAUGUUGGGCUUUGGGGAAGGAAAAUAUUCGGCCCACUGUAAAUAAUAAUAGAAAAGACCGUGGAAUUUGAUAAACCCUUGGUUUAGGGAGAGAGAGAGAACAGAGGCUGAGUUGAGAAGAGAAUGGGAACGAAGAAGAGUACCCAAGUGAUGCAAAAUGAGAAGAACAAUGAAAGCAGAGGAGAUAACAAUGUUUUUGCUUCUUGCUCUUUCUCUAGCCUUGGCCUCAACCCCACCUUAUGUGACCAACUUCGUGAAAGGAUGAGCUUUGAAGUUCCAACGUUGGUGCAAGCUCAAGCCAUUCCUGUUAUUCUCUCAGGGCGUCAUGCUCUGGUUAAUGCUGCCACGGGCACGGGGAAGACUGUUGCGUACCUGGCUCCAAUUAUUCAUCACUUACUCAAUUAUGAUAAUCGAAUCCAGCGCUCUGAUGGAACAUUUGGUUUAAUUGAUUCAUUGGCAAUAGCGUUGGUUCUUGUACCGACGCGCGAGCUAUGUUUGCAGGUUUAUGAAAUUCUUCAGAAGUUAUUGCAUCGGUUUCAUUGGAUUGUUCCUGGAUACAUCAUGGGUGGUGAAAAUAGAUCAAAAGAGAAAGCCAGGCUGCGCAAAGGCAUAUCAGUUCUUAUAGCAACUCCUGGGCGCCUUUUAGAUCACUUGAAGAAUACAUCAUCAUUCUUAUACACAAAUUUGCGCUGGAUAAUUUUUGAUGAAGCUGACCAUAUUCUGGAAUUAGGAUUUGGAAAAGAUAUACAGGAAAUACUAGAUCUUUUAGGUUCAAGGAAAACGAGGCAUGAUGACCAAGAGAAUGCAGUUCCUAGAGAAUCUAAAAUUCAAAGACAGAAUUUGCUUUUAUCUGCCACCUUAAACGAAAAAGUGAACCACCUUGCUAAGAUUAGUCUAGACAAUCCAGUGAUGAUUGGUCUUGAUGGUAAAAAAAUAGAACCAAUUUCAACAAUUGAAAGCCUUGAUCCUUCAGAAUCUGAUGAUGAUAAUAAAGACAAGUAUUCCAGCAAAAUGCCAACAGUUGGAGAUUAUAAAGUCCCCAUACAGUUGAUUCAGAAAUACAUGAAAGUGCCUUGUGGUUCAAGGCUCCCUGUACUUCUUUCGAUUCUAAAGCAUCUUUUUGAAAGGGAAACUUCACAAAAGGUUGUUGUAUUCUUUUCAACAUGUGACGCGGUCGACUUUCACUAUUCAGUUUUAAGUGAAUUCCACUUCUCAUCCUAUCCACAAACAGAAAAAGGGAUGAGACAGAUAUUUCUUGGAUGCAAAACUUUUCGGUUGCAUGGUAAUAUGGAACAGGAGGACCGGAGAACCAGUUUUCAGGCCUUUAAAACUGAGAAAUCUGCUUUGCUUUUGUCCACUGAUGUCUCUGCUAGGGGCUUGGAUUUUCCAAAGGUUAGAUGCAUCAUACAAUAUGAUUCUCCAGGAGAAGCUACCGAAUAUGUGCAUAGAGUUGGUAGAACUGCCCGGCUGGGUGAAAGAGGAGAGUCAUUGUUAUUUCUGCAACCAGUUGAAAUAGACUAUUUGCAGGACUUGGAGAAACAUGGUGUCUCACUAACAGAGUAUCCUCUCCUCAAAGUGUUGAAUAAUUUCCCACUGUAUGGACAAAAGAACGAUAUGAAGAAGUCUGUUUUUGUAGACACACAUCCCUGGGUCCUCUGUCUCCAGAAGGCACUUGAAUCCUUCAUCAUGUCCAAGCCCAAGAUGGAUGAACUUGCCAGGAAAGCAUUUUGCUCUUGGGUCCGUGCAUACACAGCCCAUCGUGGUGAGCUAAAAAGAAUAUUUAUGAUCAAGAAACUUCACUUGGGGCAUGUAGCUAAAAGCUUUGCAUUGAAACAACAACCCUCCUUAGUUGGACAGUCAUUCCAAAAGCAAAUUAAGAAGAGAAAGAGAUAUGAUAAGAAAAUUGGGCUAUCAAAAAAGAGAAAAGUUGCUAGUGUCACGUAAUGCAGACCAUGAAAAUAUGGCUGAAGAUAUAAGUUAAAUGAGGCAAAUGGUGGUGACAAAUGAUGACUAUGGACGGAUCCUGUGAAACCAGAAUGCAGAUCAUUGUAUCAACAAAGCAGGUCACUCAUGAAGUAUCACUGAAGCAUCAAGGCCUUGUGGGGUUGUUCAUUUUUGUAGCCCAAAUCGCUAAUCGCCAUUUCAUGCUAAAUGCUAGCAUAUACACUCCUGUUAACUAAUAUUUUAUAGUGUGAUAUAUAUAUAUAUACACACACACAACUGAUGCAAAGAGUGUAACUAAUUGGACUCAAACAUUACCUUAGCUUUGGCUAUAUUGUGCUUUUAGUUGGUUUGGAACUCUUGUAUUAUAACAUGGAGCUCAAUCAGUUUGUUAGCUGAGCCCAUGGAAGUAUUAUACCGAUGUUGCAUGAAAUGUUAUAAUGUUGGCUUUUUAACCCAUCGGCAAGAA